UGGGUGGGUUCCCCGCGUUUCCCUGCGCGGGACAGAAGCAACUUACGAGAGACUCUACCAUAGUUUGGGUUCCUAGUCCUGUGGAUACAUCGCUCCAUGGUCCUGCUUUGGCUCAAAUCCUGGCACUCACUGGUUCUCUUUGAAUUAACAGCCAUCCCUCUAUCAUAAUGGAAUCAGAGAACUUCAUGGUCCUUUAUGAAGAUAACUCUGUAGAAGUCUACUAUCUGGAUGGAUCCAGGUUGCUCCUUUCUCCUUGUGGGUCUGAGUUUCUGUUUGAGCAUGCUGUUCCUGCCUCUGCCCAUCCACUCCAGCCACCAGAGAGGGUUCGCCAAAGGACACAGUUUGCUAUUAGCAUCUAUCGGGAGCAACUUUUGCAGGCAAUAGAUUUCCGGAAUCAAUAUUCUGAACAUCCCUAUUUGCCUUCAGGUAUUAUACCUCCUAAAAGGAAAUCUGUUUUUUUCACAGAUAUCUACGAAGCCAGCUGGCCCAGUCCUGAUACUGCUCAUGAGACAAUAUGUAUGCAUAAUGGCAUUGUGAAGGUGUCGUCUUUAGAUGGUCACACUUGCCUCUUCUUGCCAGAGCUUCAGCAAGACUUUACAGUGGAGUUUUUCUGCAAAGUCAGCCAAAAAUUAUCAAUGCCGUUACCUUUUUUAGAGAGAGGCUGCAACGAAUCCACCCAGGAUCAGUGUGGAACAUCCAGCCAACAUUCUGUCUUAAAGUUGCCCUCUAAGCAGCUGAAAACAGAAGAAAAGGAUAGUCUCUCCUUCAAGGCUACCAAAAAUCAUGCACAGGAUAGCAUUUCAAGCCCUGCACAAACAGAUCAUGAGAAUUGUUCCUCUGAAUAUUCUAAGGUUAUUCAGCAUAUGUCUGUAUCCUCCUGCCCUGAAGAAUGGAAGUACCCUUUGUCAUUGGCAUUUAUGUUUUAUCAGCUACAUGCUUGUAACAGAGCUGAAGCUGAUGAAGGAAACCAAAAGAGUGAAGACAUGCAACUUGAUGCUUCUCAGUGUGAAAUGUCUAAAGCAAUUACAUGUUUGCCUUCAGCUCUACCACUCAGCUGCCAUGCUCCAUAUCUGCACAGGUGGACUUUCAUGGAUUUCAUCCAGCUGAGAAAGGAGGACUGUCUGUAUUCUUCACAUUCGCAAGCAAUCAAAGUCCUGUGGAACAAGGGUGUCAUUUACAGGUUUCUUCUUAGAAGGAAAAGUAUGGAAAUUUACCCUGGUGAUGGAUCAGUUUUCAAAUCAGAGGGUUCCUUUUUGGGAAAAUAUUUCACUCGUUAUUUCAUUCAAGAAAAAACAAAACAGAGAGAAGAAACAAUGUAUUCUGUAAGUAGCCUUCCACCUGAUAUACCCGGAAGCCCAUACUCUGUGGGGGAAGUUAUUACACAAGCAGUAAGAAUUCUUCAACAUGAUCUUGAGAACAUACUUUCAUUAGCACAUAAUUACAGUGUCUGCUGCUGGAAAGUGUCUCCUGAGAUGCACAGAAGAGAAAUGUUACCUGUCCCUUUGGCUGAAAAUGUUAUUCCUAAUGUUGGAAGAUUCUUUGCAUAUCCAGAUAAUAAAAUACAUGCUGUCUUUCAUGAUGGAAUGAUCCUGAACAUGGUGUGGGAUUUUGGUUCUCCAUAUGGAAAGUCACAGGAUGCUAGCACAGGUUGGUGUAAACUGACUUCCCCAGAAGGAUCACAGCAGCUUCUCCACAUAGAUCAUCCUGGGGUCCACGAAAGAUACAUCACCCCGGUGGUGCAAUGGUGUAGUAGCUUGAACAAGGACCGAGGGAGAUGCACAGUUUCACCUGUACAUGAAGAAACAUGGUCAGUUGCUGCUGAACUUGAAAAAAUAAAAAGAUUCAACUUUUUAGUGGAGAACAGCAAUAUUCCAAGCAUGGUUUCAGGUGCAAAAAAAUACAUAUCCUCCAAUAUAGAUAGGCCGGAAGAAAACUUUUUAACUGAGGAUAUUAGUAAAAAGAACAUAGCUGAGACGCUGGAAAAAACGUCAAAGUUUAUCAGUGAUAUUGACUCUCUUUUAGCUUCUUCUGGAAAGCAAAACAUGAUCAAAGGUAUUUCAGAGGAUGCUGUUUUUCAUUAACCUGCUUGAAGACAGAAGGAAAUAAAACUAGAAGUUCAUGUGAUAGAGUUAAUAAUUCGUCCUGAGUCACAGACUCCAUGAGAUGACCAGUCCAUGGUUUAUAUGAGGGGCAAAAGAUGGGAAGAUUUCUGUUAAGAUUACAGAUAUACCUCCAUUAAAUGAAUGUCACUGUAUUUAAUUAAAAUUUGAAUUAAUUCUGAUUUUUCACUUGGGUGAAAAAAGUGCUGCACUGUUUCAGCUCUGCUUUUGAUCCUGUAUCAAAACCAUAAUAACAUAUUUGAGAUUUUGAUAGAGAGUGGAGAUGUAUCAAACUACUCCAGUUUAUAGAUGUUUGAAUAAAACAAUUCAGCGUUCAAACUAUUUCAUUAAAGUUUCCAUUCUAUUGUCACUUUUAAACUGUUCUUCUUUUGUAAGGAAAUUUUCAUUGCAGUUCGUGUGCAUUAAUAGUAUCAGAAUAAUCAUUAUUGAUAAAUUGAGAUCUGUCUUUAUUUACCUGUUAGAUCCUCAUCAGCUGUUGCAACUGUAAAUGUUUGUCCAAAAAGGAUAUUUAUGGACAAUAAAACCUCACAAAACCAAAUUACUUAAUAACUCCUAUAGUUGCAUGGAUUUAUUCCGAAUAACAUUAAAGGAUGAACACUAAAUGACUAUUAUUGGUACUACUAUUCAUUAAAUUAUUUGGUAUAACAAUAAAUGGUGUAUUGUAACAGUAAAUGGUGGUGGUGGUGAUGCUGAUGAUGAUAAUUUAUUGCACUGCAUUUAUAAUCCACCGUUCUCCCUUUUGGAAGGUACCCAAGAAGAGUUACUAGGUGCUUUCUUCUUUUUAUUCCCACAAAAACAUCCAUGUUACAUAGGUGGGCAAUGAUCGGCCCAAAAUCACACAAUGAGUUCCAUUGCUGAGCAGGAACUAGAACCCAGAUCUCCUUAGUCCCAGUCUAGCACCCUUAAGCACUACGCUACACUGACUUACAACUGUUUGGUGUUUUGUAAUAGUUUGCCACACAAGCAAAAUUAUCAAGGGAUUGCAACACACACCCCUGCCCCAUUUUGUUUUGUUCUUAAGGAAAAAUUACAUCUAAGCCUCUUAGUUUAAAAAAGGCAAGGAAGGGAAACAUGAUAGAGAUUCAGUACAUUUUGCAUGUGUGGAGGAAUUGGAUCAGCCAAACGCUUUUCUCCCUCAUUAUACUAGAAGCCAGAAGUUACAGAAUUCAUUUCCUGAAUUCAGUUGUAUAAGGGAUCAGGCCCGAAUAGACCAUUAGCAGAGUUAGAAAGCUACUGCAUAAAAAAGGAUAAGAAAAAGCAAAAGGAUUAAUUUCAUCUAUGUAUAAAAGCAUCAUUGAUAAAGAAUAUGGUAGUAAUAUGGGGAUUAAGACAGUUUGGGAGACUAAUUUAAACAUUAUCAGAAAAUAAUGUUAAAAAUAGUAUAUCAGAAAAUAUCAGAAAAAAAAUGGACUAGUCAACCAUACAAAUUGGUAUCAUCCAAAUCUAAGGAACUGGUAUUAAAAGUUGUACUGAGAUGGCAUUGUGCCUUGUGAAAUUGGAUAGAAUUAAUAGAGUGAUACCAGAAAUGUGCUGGAGUAAUUGUGGGUAUAGAGGAUCAUUAGAGCAUUUGUAGAUAACUUGUCCAAAGGUAGAAGCAUUCUAGCAUGAAGUAAGUAAUUGGUUAGAAAAUAUAAUAAAAGAAAAAAAUAAUUUUAAAUGAAGCUCUAUUACUUUUAUUAUUGAUGGGUGGAAAUGAAAAUUUAAUGAAAAGUUUGUGGCAAUACUUAGAGGAGCAGCCCGGAAUGAAAUUGCCCAAAGCUGGAAAUAUGCUCAAGACUUCUCCUUGCAAAGGUUUCUGAACAGUAUAUGGAUGGUCACAUUGAUGGAGAAAUUGACUCAUCGGGUUAGACUAUAUAGAGGAGAAAUAAAACAAGAUAAUUUUAUGAAAAUAUGGCAUCCACUAUUUGUCUGUGACAGGGACUCAGACAGUACAAAAGACAAAGUGGGAAUGCUGGUCAGCUUAUGCUUUGGAAGCUAUUGUGUGUAUAUAAGAUGAUAUUGUGUGUAAUAAGAUGAAUAUUGGAUUGUAUUAUAAUGUAAACAGUUUAACUUUGUGAUUUUUUAGGAUUGUCAGUAAAAGAAGGAAAAAAUAAAGAUGUACUGAUGGC
Messenger RNA from Varanus komodoensis (Komodo dragon), 4228 nucleotides. RefSeq names its product chromosome unknown C5orf34 homolog (gene CUNH5orf34). The transcript has 14 exons. The record is from RefSeq and is a predicted model, not a curated record. Bases 168 to 2081 code for a protein of 637 amino acids. NCBI's taxonomy places the organism in Eukaryota, Metazoa, Chordata, Lepidosauria, Squamata, Varanidae.